Lachancea thermotolerans CBS 6340 is the source of this 2517-nucleotide messenger RNA. It is a transcript of the gene SPC110, whose product is annotated as Spc110p. The transcript has a single exon. Bases 1 to 2517 code for a protein of 838 amino acids. Lineage: Eukaryota; Fungi; Ascomycota; Saccharomycetes; Saccharomycetales; Saccharomycetaceae. The record is from RefSeq and is a predicted model, not a curated record.
AUGUCCGAUUCCCCAGGGACUCCCAAUGGGAAAGACACGAUCCGCAACUAUGAAUUCACGCCCAUCGGAUAUGUGAAGGAGAGGGAGACUUCGGUGCCUGCCGUGGCCAACAGUGACUCGCGAAAACGGUCAUCGCCCUACCGGUCCCCGGCUGCAGACGACGACGGCCCGCCACAGAAAGCUUUCAGGGCUGACGACACGCUGAAUUCUACGCGCAUAUUCAAUGACUCUUCCUUUGAUGACACGCUGCCGUCCCAGAGCGUAAUGAAUAGUGUGAGGAUAAACGGUGUAUCCGAUCUGCACGAUAAUGGGAUUGAGGAGGAGAACGGCGGCGCGUCCAACCCUUUGAAGGAGCAGCAGGAAACUCUCUACAAGCUAAAUGUUGAAAACUACAAUCUCAGAGUCAAAUGCAACAGUCUGUUGAAGUUUCUGAAUAACGUAACGGACGAAGGAGAACUCCGAAAGAACCUCGCGGUGAUAGACGAGCUGCAAGAAUGGAAGGGCAAAUACCAGGAACUCAAAAAGGCCUAUAGAAGCUUGCAGCUUAAGUUCGAUCAGUCCGAACACAAGGAUCAAGCGGAUCUUGAACAAGACGCACGUUCAAACGAGAAGGAGAUGCGAAGCCUGCAGAAAAAGCUACAAGAGUAUCAAGAACAAGUCACGCAGUCAAAAAAGCUUGUGGAGAGCUUGGAAAACAAGCUUGGAAACUCGGCCAGCGGUUCUAAAGAGAUAAAAGAGCAAUUUGAGCACAAAUCUAGUCUCUUACAAGAGAGAAUUGACAAGCUUGAAUCCGAGCUAGCUGCAAAGGACAAAGAGCUUGAAAUCAAUAGAAAUGAAAUCAAAAACCUUCAGAACGACUUGCAAAAAGCGAAUCACGACUCCAGCUCUUUGGCAGAUCAAAAACUGCAAACGAGGUCAAAAGAAAUCGAAAAUCUGAAUAACAGAUUGAAGAGCGCUGUUCGUGAGCGAGAAGCAGCGGAGCAUCUCUUGAAAGAAUCACAAAAUGCCUUGCGCUCUUUGCGAGCGGAGCUUUCUACCUUACGCCAAGAAAGCGACCGAAAGCUCGACGACUUGUCGGUAGCCAAAGAGAAGUCUGAGCGAGUGUUAAAGGAAAGACUCGAAGAGAGAACUUCCCAGAGUGAGAGGCUGCAGCAACGCGCCAACUCUCUUGAACAAAACGCUGCAGAAUUGAGUUCUAGGCUCCAGUUACGAGAUCAGCGUAUCAAAGCAUUGGAGGAUGAAGCUCGAGAGCUCCAAAAGAUGAAUCAGCGCAUUCAGGACUUGAAUGAUGGAAAGGACUCUGAAAAAUUACAGGCCCAAAAUCAGAAGCUGGAUGGCCUGCGGUCAGAGAUCGAACGCAUCAAGAAUGAAAAGGAGGAACUUGAGAGGGAUAAUGACAAGCUGAAGAAAAGAAUUGUGGCGCAAGCAACCAAAUCUCCGGCGCUGAAGGCUAACUCCCGGAAAAGUUUAGAAAAAGACGCCGAGGCGGAGAAACUAAGGUCUCGAGUGCGAGAGCUUGAACAAGAACUAAGAGUAUCCAAGGACGCAUUGAACAAGCUUCGUCAUAACUACCGCCGAGAUACAGAUGAACUCAAACUGCAGCUUGAGGGCGCUGAGACUGAUCAAGUGUCAGCGAAGAGGAGUCUGGAAAAAGAGAUUGAUAGGCUGAAGUUUGAAAUAGAUUCCCUACGAGAAUCCAGAAAGGACGAAAUCGCCAUUAUGGAGAACCGUUUCAACCUGCUAAGGCGAGAAAAUGAGCAGCUGUCAGGCCAAGGUGGAUCUCAGCUCGCCAGCUUGCAAAAGUCCCUCACUGAAAAGCAGAAAGAGAUAAAUGAGCUGGUGCAAAGGUGUAGUGAUAACACAAUGGAUAGGUUGAAACUGAAUAGAGAGUUGGCAAAAGCACAGGAAGCUGAGUCCGAAGGAAAACGAGAAGCUUCCAAACUUUCAGCGCGCUUAGAGUUUAUUACAAAAGAGUUUGUGAAAUACAAAGAGGCAAAGACCCAAGGUGGGGAAGCUGGCGCGGACCGCCUCAACGAAAAGUGGUCUGAGAAGUACCAACAUAUGAAGCAGAGACUUCUGAACGAACUCAAAGUCCUGCAAGAGGAAAACCUAGAACUCGAACGAGCCACGCUGGAAAGGAAAGGAAGCGCCGGCUCUGGAACUUACAAUGUAGGCAUGUCUUCGCUGCAGGACCAGCUCGAUUACUACAGAUUGAAAUAUCAUCGGGAGGUCGCCCAUACAAACGACCUAAACGUCAUGAACGAUUACCUCAACCGCGUGCUGAGAGCCAGCGCCCAGCACGUUCGUCUUGAUAUCCUGAAGCUGGAAAAUGAGGCGCCACCCGAUGCAUUUCCCGAGUUCACUUACCGCGGCAGGCUGCGAUUUAAAACUGUAGCUUUGUUUGUCCUGGCAGCAGUGCGCGUCCAGCGCGUAAGUUUGAAGCUUCGCUGGGAUUCACAGCGCCUCAACUAUCUUCAGAAGAAGAUCGCAUUGGAACAAGACAAGAUAACCUGGUAA